This is a messenger RNA of Brassica rapa (field mustard), 2363 nucleotides long. RefSeq names its product purple acid phosphatase 10. The record is from RefSeq and is a predicted model, not a curated record. Lineage: Eukaryota; Viridiplantae; Streptophyta; Magnoliopsida; Brassicales; Brassicaceae. Gene Ontology annotation, molecular function: acid phosphatase activity; metal ion binding.
AAAGAAAAACAUAUAUGGAAAUAUAUGCUAAUCAAUAAUAAGCAAUGACAAUUUAUAAAAUACAUAUGGCAAGAAUUAUCAAAUCUACUUAAUUCUUAAAAAUCUUUUAACUUUAAAAAAUUUCAGACUCCACACAAAUUCUAUUUCCAAUAGGUCUCCCUUAAUCUCGAUUUUUUUUGUGUGUCAAAGUUCAGACCAUUAAUGAAACUAAAAAGAAAACGAAAACAAAAUGAAGAAGGAAUAUAAAAUGUAGACGAAAAAGACAAGUUAAACUAAUACUAUUAUAUUGUCAUUUCUGAAGUUUCAAAAAAAUAAUAAUAAAGAAAAACAAUUUCUGAAGUUUCAAACAAAAUGAAGAAGAAAAAGACAAGUUAGUUGACAUAAAUAACAGAUGACAAGAAAAAGAUAGCAUUGAUUCGUGUAAUAGAAAAUCUUACAAGCGUUCACAUAACAAAUAAAAUUAAUAAAAAUAGAAUACCCAAAAUAUAUUAAACUCGAUCGAAAUAAGUUAAAUCUUUUUCUUAAGAAACAGAGUUGGCAACUUCGCACGAAUAUUCGGGUUCUUAAGUUAACUCAUGCAUCUAUCUUCUUUACAAGGAAACUUCCCCGUCUAUAUAGGAAUAGCUUCCCUCAGGAUAUAUUUUCAGGCAAAAUAAUCUGAGCACUCAAAAAGAAGAAUAAAAAGAUAAGAGAAGCUAAGAAAAUGGGUCCGCGUCUCGAAGGACCAAAUCUAUUUGUCCUUCUUAUUCUGGGUUUAGUUCUGAACAGUUUACUGCUGUUCUGUCAUGGUGGCAGAACAAGUAAUUAUGUCAGGAGGUUAGAGGCAACGGUUGAUAUGCCACUCGAUAGUGAUGUUUUUCGUGUUCCUCCUGGUUACAAUGCACCACAACAGGUGCAUAUAACACAAGGGGAUGUAGAAGGGAAAGCAGUGAUAGUGUCUUGGGUGACACAAGAAGCACCAGGAUCUGACACAGUUCUUUACUGGAAAGAGAACAGCUCCAAAAAGCUCAAGGCCUAUGGCAAAUCCAAGACGUACAAGUUCUACAACUAUACCUCUGGUCACAUCCAUCAUUGCACCAUUAGAAACUUGGAGUAUGACACCAAGUACUACUAUGUGGUAGGUGUGGGACAAACGGAGCGUGAGUUCUAUUUCUUCACUCCUCCUGAAGUCGGUCCUGACGUGCCCUACACGUUUGGUCUUAUUGGGGAUCUUGGGCAGAGUUUUGACUCAAACAUAACUUUAACACAUUAUGAGAAUAACCCAACGAAAGGGCAAGCAGUUUUGUUUGUUGGAGAUUUCUCAUAUGCCGACCAAUACCCAAACCACGACAACAACAGAUGGGACACUUGGGGAAGAUUUGCCGAAAGAAGCACAGCUUAUCAGCCCUGGAUUUGGACCGUUGGAAACCAUGAACUCGAUUUUGCCCCCGAGCUUGGAGAAACCAAACCAUUUAAGCCAUUCCUGAAUAGGUACCGUACUCCUUACCGAUCAUCAGGCAGCACAGAACCAUUCUGGUACUCAAUAAAGAGAGGACCGGCUUACAUAAUUGUGCUAGCUUCAUAUUCAGCAUAUGGUAAAUACACGCCACAGUUCAAAUGGCUAGAAAAGGAAUUCCCUAAAGUAAACAGAACAGAAACUCCAUGGUUGAUCGUUCUGAUGCAUUCACCGUGGUACAACAGCUACGAUUAUCAUUACAUGGAAGGUGAAACCAUGAGAGUGAUGUAUGAGCCGUGGUUCGUUAAGUACAAAGUAGAUGUUGUUUUUGCAGGUCACGUUCAUGCCUAUGAAAGAUCAGAACGUGUAUCAAACAUUGCGUACAACGUGGUUAAUGGAAUUUGCACUCCGGUUAAAGAUAAAUCUGCUCCAGUAUACAUCACCAUUGGUGAUGGAGGCAAUCUUGAAGGAUUAGCAACCAGAAUGACUGAACCUCAGCCUAAGUACUCUGCCUUCAGAGAAGCGAGCUUCGGACACGCGGUAUUAUCGAUAAAGAACAGGACUCACGCGUACUAUGGUUGGCACAGGAACCAGGAUGGCUAUGCGGUGAAGGGUGACACCAUGUGGUUCUAUAAUAGAUUCUGGCAUCCCAUUGAUGAUUCUCCUUCUGAAUGAUUCUUGAGAACCUUUGAAUACAUCACUUUUGAUGUUGCAUGUCCUUGUUUUUACAUCAAAAAUCAUUCAAACAAAGGUGUAGCAGGGUUAGAUUGUGUAAAGGAUUUGAUCACGAUCUAAAACUCGAAACAUAUGCAGAAACUAUUUAUCCGUUCUGGUUUGGAGAGUGUGACUCAAAUUCGAUUGUAAUCUUAUAAGAUUCUCUACUUAUCUCCUUCAGCUCUCUAUAAAUAAGAAGCUACUCUUGUUGUUU